AUGGCUGCUCGGCGGCUAUUGGCGGCGACCCUCCUUUCCGUUCUCAGCCUUGUCGCUGCCCAAAUCAAGAACGAGAAUGGGUAUGCAGGCUGGCUCCGAUAUGCGCCACUCCCGGAAUCAGUUACGAGCCAAUUCACAGCGCCUUCUAACAUCGUCGCACUGAACAUCACGGAAAAUGGCCCGGUCUAUAUAGCUGGUCUGGAGCUGCAGAAGGGUAUCCAGGGCAUCUUCGGCAGCAAAGUGAACGUCGCAAACACCAACGUCGGUCCUUCAUUAUCCUCUCCAGGGAUUGUCGUCAGUACCUUGAGCCAAUAUGUCAAGGCCUACGGGAGCGCGAACACUGGUCACAUUCCAGAGCUUGCGGUAGACGGAUUCUGGCUCGACACCACUGGCGAAAUGGUAAAGAUUCUGGGCGAGAAUGGACGCGCUGCACUUUACGGUGCGUUCGAGUAUCUCUCCCUGCUCGCGCAGGGAAACUUUUCCAAGGUGGCGUAUGCAACGGCGCCUGACGCGCCAAUUCGGUGGGUAAACCAGUGGGACAACAUGGACGGACACAUCGAGCGCGGAUACGGUGGUGAUUCGAUUGUCUUCGCGGACGGAUCCAUCAAGACCGACAUGCAGCGGGUGACCGACUACGCGCGUCUUCUGGCUUCGAUCCGCAUUAAUGGCAUCAUCAUCAAUAAUGUCAACGCUAAUGCCACUCUUCUCAAUCCCCAGGGGAUCGACGGUAUUGGUAGAGUUGCCGAUGCGUUCAGACCGUAUGGGAUCCAGGUUGGCAUCUCCCUCAACUUCGCUUCACCUAGCGCGAACCUGGUCUAUGGGAAUCUCAGCACGUUCGACCCACUCAACCAGACUGUCAUUGACUGGUGGACUAACGUCACCGAUAAGAUCUACGGCAGAGUGCCAGACUUUGCGGGAUACCUCGUCAAAGCAAAUUCCGAAGGCCAGCCCGGUCCUCUCACAUACAACCGGACAUUGGCUGAAGGAGCCAACUUGUUCGCCGCUGCUCUGAAACCACAUGGUGGCAUUUUGAUGUUCCGAGCCUUCGUCUACGACAACCACAUCAACGAGACGAACUGGAAAGCCGACCGUGCAAAUGCCGCCGUGGACUUUUUCCGAGACUUAGAUGGCGUGUUUGACGAUAAUGUCGUGGUCCAGGUCAAGUACGGCCCCAUCGAUUUCCAAGUCCGUGAGCCGCCGUCGCCGUUGUUCGCCCACCUUCGCGAGACAGGCGCGGCCAUCGAGCUCCAGAUCACUCAGGAGUAUCUUGGACAACAGUGCCACCUCAACUACCUGCCUCCUUUGUGGAAGACGAUACUCGACUUCGACCUGAGAUCUGACAACAAGUCGUCCGUGGUUAGUGACAUUGUCUCCGGUAGGCGCUUCAAUAGGACUCUUGGUGGGUAUGCAGGCGUCGUCAACGUUGGGGUGAACGACACAUGGCUAGGAAGCCACCUGUCGAUGUCCAACCUAUACGCAUUUGGCCGCAUGGCCUGGGACCCACACGGCGAUCCAGAAAGCAUCCUGCAAGAUUGGACCCGCCUAACGUUCAGUUCUGACCCUCUCGUGAUCGACACGAUCUCAGAUAUUUCCCUCGAGUCGUGGCCAACGUACGAGAACUAUACCGGGAACCUUGGCAUCCAGACUCUGACGGACAUCCUAUACACGCACUUUGGGCCAAACCCUGCGUCUCAGGACAACAACGGCUGGGGACAGUGGACACGCGCCGACGCGGACUCAAUAGGCAUGGACCGAACCGUGUCAAAUGGUACAGGCUUCUCAGGCCAGUAUCCGCCAGAGGUUGCGCAGGUAUUCGAGGACAUAUCCACCACACCGGACAACCUUCUGCUCUGGUUCCACCACGUCAACUACACCACUCAACUCAGGUCCGGCAAGACUGUGAUCCAGCACUUCUACGACGCGCAUUAUGCCGGCGCCGAGAACGCACAGACAUUUGCAACGAGGUGGGAGCGGCUCAAGGGGAAGAUCGAUGACCAGCGGUACAACGAGACGCUGUUCCGGCUGAAAUAUCAGGCCGGACAUUCCAUCGUCUGGCGUGACUCCAUCAAUGAAUUCUAUCAUAACAUGUCUGGCAUUGAGGACGAAUCAAAGAGGGUCGGCAACCAUCCCUGGCGCCUGGAAGCAGAGGACUUCGAUCUAGAUGGGUAUGAAGUAUACGCAGUGCAUCCGUUCCACACGGCAUCGAACUUCACCGGCAUCGUGACCUCCUCAAAUUCUACCGCCGGGACGGCUACGACGACGGUACCGUUUGACUCCGGCACGUACAAUAUAGCGGUGGGGUAUUGGGAUCUGUUCAAUGGUACUUCGAAAUGGGAAUUGAGCCUGAACCACCACACAGUCGGGACUUGGUUGGGCGAUAAUGAGAAAUAUCUCGGCCACGAGCCUUCGAGAUAUCUUGAUGGCCAUUCUGCAACGAGGGUGACAUUCCCCAAUAUCACUGUUGAGAAAGGCGAUGUGUUGAAGGUGAUAGGAACUCCCGGUGGGAUCGAACCGGCCCCUCUGGACUACGUUGCCUUUUUGCCCGAAGGUAUCGUUGACUAG
Messenger RNA from Exophiala aquamarina CBS 119918, 2562 nucleotides. RefSeq names its product alpha-glucuronidase A. Gene Ontology annotation, biological process: xylan catabolic process. The coding region runs from base 1 to 2562 and encodes 853 amino acids. The record is from RefSeq and is a predicted model, not a curated record. Lineage: Eukaryota; Fungi; Ascomycota; Eurotiomycetes; Chaetothyriales; Herpotrichiellaceae. The transcript has a single exon. Gene Ontology annotation, molecular function: alpha-glucuronidase activity. Gene Ontology annotation, cellular component: extracellular region.